CAUCAUUCAAUUGAUAGAAAUAGUUAUCAAUCCAUAGAUGCAUUCUCAUCAUUCCCAUAGUGGAGACUAUGUGUCACAUGCUGUUGACUCGUUAGAGUCAAUUGUACAAUUGGCAUCCCAGAAGGGGUUUACAAUUUUCUGUUUAACAGAACAUAUGCCGAGACUUAAUUCACAAUUUCUAUAUCCAGAAGAAUUAGCUAAAAGUUAUUCACCAAUAGAACUUAAUGAGGAUUUUCAUAAUUACUUAAAACAUGCUAAAAAGUUAAAAGAGGAAUAUAAUGGGAAUGGUGCACUUAAAUUAUUAGUGGGGUUUGAAGUCGAAGGUAUAGAUGAUGCUCAUAUUGAUUUAGCCAAUAGUAUUAUAAAAAAUGAUUCUGCUAUUAAUAUGUGCGUAGGAUCAGUUCAUCAUGUUCAUAGUAUUCCCAUUGAUUUUGAUCGAGAAACUUGGGUGAAAGCGAGAAGUUUUACUAAAGAAGGAACUACGCGAGCAUUAUAUCGUGACUAUUUCCAGUUACAGUAUAAGAUUAUUACGAGAAUUAAACCUCUGGUAGUGGGACACUUUGAUUUGAUAAGAUUGUUUGAAGAUCCUGAAGAAAUUGAUGUCACUACUAAUAAGAAAAUAAAAGAUAUAGUAUUGAAAGAUGAUUGGCCUGAAGUAUGGACAUUGAUUAUAAACAAUAUCCAAGAAAUUAAUAGUUAUGGAGGUUUAAUAGAAGUCAACUCAGCAGCAAUUAGGAAAGGUUGGAAAACUCCAUACCCUAAGAAAGAUAUAGGUACUGAAAUAUUAAAACUUGGAGGUAAAUUCUGUCUUUCUGAUGAUUCUCAUGGUUUAAAACAGAUUGGAUUAAAUUUUCAUAAAGCUUGGAUUUAUUUAAGAGAUGAUUUAAAGGCUGAAUUCAUAUACCAUUUAGAUCUUGAUGAUAAUGAUAAAACUAUUGUAGUAAAAGAAUCAAUAGAUCAUUUAGAUAAAUCUACAUUUUGGGAACAAUAUCAUUAAAUAUUCGUUUGAUAAGGGUUCUAGACAAUAAAAUAAAAUAAAAUAUAAAUAAAAUAUAAUAUAAUCUAUGUAC
Messenger RNA from Scheffersomyces amazonensis, 1070 nucleotides. RefSeq names its product histidinol-phosphatase. The transcript has a single exon. Gene Ontology annotation, cellular component: cytoplasm. Gene Ontology annotation, molecular function: histidinol-phosphatase activity. The record is from RefSeq and is a predicted model, not a curated record. NCBI's taxonomy places the organism in Eukaryota, Fungi, Ascomycota, Pichiomycetes, Serinales, Debaryomycetaceae. The coding region runs from base 38 to 997 and encodes 319 amino acids. Gene Ontology annotation, biological process: L-histidine biosynthetic process.